AUGGCAAUCUUCAAUUCUUCCCUAUUAAUUCAUACUUCCUUCCUCUUCCUUCUUCUUCUUCUUCCUCUUCUUCAUCCCUGUACUGCUACUCGAUUAAUCAAGAACUGUUCAUUCGAUGCUAUAUAUCAAUUUGGAGACUCCAUAUCCGAUACCGGCAAUCUAAUCCGCGAAGCUCCAAUUGGAACUGCUACUCCGUAUGGUCAUCUUCCCUAUGGUAUGACAUUGUCCAAUACCCCUACCGGACGAUGCUCCGAUGGUCUUCUCAUGAUUGACUAUAUUGCAAUGGCUCUUCAAAUCCCCCUUCUUAACCCUUAUUUGAAACGAGAUUCCGAUUUUAGCCAUGGAGUUAACUUUGCAGUAGCUGGAUCUACUGCCUUGGACACUACUUUUCUGGCCAAACAGAGAAUUUUUUCCCCUUUAACCAACAGUUCACUCUUUGUCCAACUUGGCUGGUUCAUGACACAUCUCAAAUCCAUUUGCUCUACUGAGACAGAGUGUAGACAGAAGCUUGGAAAUUCUCUCUUCUUGGUUGGAGAGAUUGGAGGGAAUGACUACAACUAUGCAUUCUUUCAAGGGAAAACCAUGGAAGAGGUUGAAAGUCUAAUUCCUUCUGUUGUUCAAAAAAUCAAAGAUGCUGUCACAGAAGUGAUUAAAGUAGGUGCAACAAGAGUGGUGGUUCCUGGAAAUUUUCCUAUUCGAUGUAUACCAAUCUAUCUCACCGCAUUCGCGAUCAAUGAUCCAGCAUCUUACGAUGAACUCAAAUGCCUGAAAGGAUUAAACAAUUUUGCAAUGAACCAUAACAUACAACUUCAAGGAGCAAUUAGUUUGUUGAGGGAAGAGCAAGGUAGUAAUAUUGAUAUUGCUUAUGCUGACUACUACACAGCUUAUCAGUGGGUGCUUUCUCAUGCCCAUUUCCUUGGUUUAGAUGUGAACUCCAUUGAAAAAGCAUGUUGUGGAACUGGGGGAGAAUACAACUUCAAUUUGAUAAAGAUGUGUGGAGCUGAAGGAGUUCAAGUUUGCUCAAAUCCAGAAACAUAUAUGAGUUGGGAUGGUGUUCAUUCCACACAGAAUGGAUACAGGUUGAUGGCAGAUUGGCUCCUUCGUGACAUCAAGCCUAAAAUCCGAUGCUUCUUUUGAAUU
Telopea speciosissima is the source of this 1140-nucleotide messenger RNA. Its product is annotated as acetylajmalan esterase-like. Lineage: Eukaryota; Viridiplantae; Streptophyta; Magnoliopsida; Proteales; Proteaceae. Gene Ontology annotation, molecular function: hydrolase activity, acting on ester bonds. The transcript has 5 exons. The record is from RefSeq and is a predicted model, not a curated record. Bases 1 to 1137 code for a protein of 378 amino acids.